Molecule: messenger RNA, 4149 nt
Organism: Stylophora pistillata
Lineage: Eukaryota; Metazoa; Cnidaria; Anthozoa; Scleractinia; Pocilloporidae
Biological process (GO): nucleoside metabolic process; signal transduction
Molecular function (GO): protein binding; catalytic activity
Source: RefSeq, a predicted model, not a curated record
GCCUGUUUGCAGCAGCUCAUGACAUGAAGAUGGAGUGGCUUGUCGUUAAAGGUGUUCGUGAGUUUAUACAUGGCAGUGGAUCUAAAAACGAUUCAUGGAAGAAUUUUGCUUGUGUUAUGGCAGCUUCUGUUGUAUCCAACCUGUUGGGUAACCCUUUUGUGUUUGAAGACUGGCCUCACUAUGGAGUUUCGUUCUCUAUUUUGCUCUUCUCACAGCCGGAUGAAACAAAUCUGUUUGACUUCGUCCAUGGACAUCAAUCAUGGGCUGAUUACUUAACGUACAUGGAGCAAGAUGGCGCUUGGGGUGACCAUGUUAUUCUAUGUGCCGCAGCAAACUGCUACAAAACUUGCAUUCGUGUGGUCAGCAGUCUUUCGGCAGCUCCCGAAGUUAUCGUACAGCCACAAUGUCCUGUUGACAAAAGCAGGACACUUGUGUUGGGACACAUCCAUGAAGUACACUAUGUUAGCCUUCAUUCUACACAAGAGUCGUCAAUUGUUAAGAAGUGCCAAGAGCAGCUCAAGUCUUAUUAUGACACCUUCAGUAAAGUUAAAACGGUACCGUGGGACGACAGCAGAUCUGUUGAUAUUGAGCAGAUCUACACACCUUUGUAUUGGGUCCGAGAUGAAAGGACGCCCAGCAGAGUCAGACAAGAGAAACUUGGGGACUACACCAACAUGUUCAAGGGAAAUAAACAUCAUCGCAAACCAACACGAAUGCUUGUUUAUGGUCGGCCAGGAAUUGGCAAGAGUACGUUUUGUAAAAAGGCUGCCUAUGACUGGUCGAAAGCCUUAAAAGAAAUCUCGAUGAACUUUUGCAUUUUGCUGCUGAUUAAGUUGCGAGAUGUGUGUAAUUUGGGAGAUAUCUGUGAUGUUUUAUCUGCGUCUAAACUGCUGGCCAGUGAUGGUCCGAUCUCAGUGGACAGUCUCUAUGAUUACAUAAUUAACAAUCAAGAUAAAGUGCUUCUUAUUUUGGAUGGGUAUGAAGAUUACAGCUGUGUAGAACACUCACCCAUCCUCGAAAUUUGGAAGGGCAAGCUUCUUAAAGAUUGCUACGUUAUUGUCACCACGCGACAUAUUCAAUGUGACGAGUUAAGAGGUCCCAGCCACGUUCAGUUUGAAAUGCACGGUUUCAAAAGUUUGGAUCAAAUCGAAACAUUUGCAAGUAAAUUUUUGGCCACCGGGAAAGAUGUCGAAGAGUUUAUGAGCUUUCUUGUGGAGAAAGAUCUCCUCGACAUGGCAGAAAUACCUCUCCUCUUACUAAUGCUGUGCCUUUUGUGGAAUGAGAAACAUUGCGAAGGACUGCCAACGUCACGGGCCGACAUUUAUACGCAUUUUAUUCAAACUUUGCUUGAUCACAGGUGUUCAAGUCAACAGCGUAUAGCAUUUCAUCAGAAAGUGACUUCAACAGAAGUUAGGGAAGACCUCAGUAAUAUUGGAAAGGUUGCCUUCGAUGCACUAUUACAAGGCUGUCUUUACGUACGCUGCAGCGAACUCCCCGACAGUAUUUCAAGAACUUUUGAAAAACUCAGUGAAGCUGGACUUUUCCAGAUUGUCAAUAUGACGAGUCUGAAUCGCGAGAAAGGGGCCUUUUUCAUUCAUAAAUCCGUACAGGAGUUCCUUGCAGCCUGGCACAUCAGGGAGGAAGUAUUAUCGAUUAAAGGCGACAGUACGCGCAGCUUGUCCAAAGUUGAAACGCUUGAAAAGAUCAUCAAGACGAAGGAAGUACUCAAAUUUGCUUGUGAGCUGUCAAAGGAAGCCGCGCUCGCGGUUUUCCGUCACCUAUGGUGUGUUGGAAGAAAGGAAUCUUUGUCAGAACGUGAUUUCAUCGGGCAAAUCUUCGGAGAUGUGACCCCCCCCUAUGUACUAGCUAGAGGACCUUUCGCAUUUGAAGUAUUCCAAAGAGCAUUACAAAGUGGGAAGGCCUUUGACAAACGAACAAAGAUAUUAUUGAUUGGUCAGGACCGUGUUGGUAAAACAAGUCUUGGAAAACAUCUCAGAGGUGAAAAAUUCAAAGAAGACGAACCUAGUACUGAUGGAGUGGAAAUGACGCCAGCUAUCAAGAAUGCAAGUUUGCAAGCAUGGAAAAAUCCAGCCUCUCUUGACUUUACAAGUGCAUUUGAUCACAAGUGUGCUGAAGUGGUCACAAAGGAGUUACUAAGCAACUCUCCAGAAAAAUCAGACUCAGUUGUACAGUCCACUGAGGAAUCAGCAGGAGGUGAAAGCACAAAAGAAAUGAGGACAAGAGAGUCUGUAAUCAAAGAGUCUGGAACAGAAGACACAAGGGGUGAUGAGCUCAUACAUGAAGCUAAAACUGAAAGCAUUGAGGAUGGCAGACCAGAAGAAAUACCAAGGGAAGUUUCCUCCUCAGGGAAUUCUAGGAGCACGACACCAAUUCAAACCGCAAAGGAUGACAUAGAAGAACCGAACCAAGAGCAGAUGCCAGUGAAUGUUGCCUCCCUUGUAGAGUCUUGUCUUGAAAGGAACGUUCCAAACAACGGUGAUAGCAUAUGGCCAGUUAUUUGGGAUUUUGCUGGCCAAGCCGUGUAUCAUGCCAUUCAUCCAAUUUUCCUGUCUCAAGAUGCCAUUUAUGUGUUAGCGUUGGAUCUGACAAGAGAAUUGGAUGACCUAGCCAAGUGUCGUGUACGGACUAUUGAUCAUGAAGAGGUAGAAGUAAGAUCACCGUGCAGCAAGGAUACCAACCUUGAUCACAUUAUGAAAUGGCUGGACUUGGUACAUUCCUUGCAGAAUCUCGAACAAACAUCAGCGAGGAAACCAUGUGAGCCUUCACCUCCAGUAAUACUUGUGGGCACGCAUGCAGAUAGUGUCAGAAAUUUGGGUCGCGAUCCAAACCAAGAAAUGAAUGUAGUGUAUGACACAAUUUGUAAAAUGGCCCCUACAGAAAUCCUGACUCAUAUUUCCGGGUGUUUUGUCAUUGAUAACACGAAAGCUGGUAAUUCAGAUCAACAAGAAGACCCCCAGAUAGUUUCUUUACGUCAACGGAUAUUGGAAGUGGCUGAAAACAUGCCACACACGAAGAUGAAAGUUCCAUUGCAGUGGCUCCGUGUAGAGGAAAAAAUUUCUGAAAUGGUCAGAAAUGACGUUCACUAUGUUACUAAAGAAAGGUUUGAAGAGGAUGUUGCUGAGGCCUUUUGCCAUUUUGAUGUCAAAGAUGACAUAGAAGAACUUCUCCACUUUUUGCACGCUCGUGGAACAGUUAUCUAUCAUGCUCUCCCUGAGAAUCCAAAGGGCUUGGUAGUCCUGGAUCCAAGAUGGUUGAUCAAGGUACUCACUUCGAUAAUAACUGUGAAUCCACCUCCGAACACCCCCGCUCCUAUCCGAAAAAAGUACCAAGAUCUAGAAAACAAAGGACUUCUUUCUAAUGAAUUGCUCGAUCAUGCACUUCAAAAGUGGAAUUUGGAAGGCGUAAGGGAGGAUUUGCUUGAUGUCAUGGAAAAGUUUGAUCUCAUUUGCGACUCUAGAGGCUUUCAGGGGGAAGAUUACCGUUACAUUGUACCUUGUAUGCUGAAACCACUAAUAGAGGACGUAGGAAGCAACGACGUGAACAACGGCCCUUUACCAGUGUUCCUCACAUUUAGCACUAACUAUGUUCCAAGUGGACUAUUUUGUAGAUUGGUUGUACUUUUUUGGGAAUGGGCCUCACAGUUAUGUAAGGCCCGCGAAUCGCCCACACUGUAUGCAAACGCUGCUCGAUUUAAUGUGAGCAAGUUAUACCACCUCACCUUGGAAGCUCACCAAACUUUGAUCAGGUUGAGACUUUGGACAGGGGGCGAAUGCAUCCCAGAAGAAGAGAAGAGACUCUGUGGGCAAUUGUUGAGGCAUCUGGAUGAUUGCCGAACGAAGCUGCAAAGCAAAUAUCACUGGUUGAAGUCCGUUUCUUGGGAUUUGUUUCUACAAUGCACAUUGUGCAAACCUUGUCCGGCCAAGUGUCGCAAAGAAACGAAAAUUUGUGUUUGGCAUAAAAAGCAAGGUUGUUGUCACUCUGACUGUGGUCACUACAUUCCAUUGGAAGGCUAUACUGAAAGUUGCAGGCACUCUGCUCGUAAAGCACCUUCCUUUUGUCAAGAAAAAUUGAAUCCUUGGAUUCAGGUCAGUGAGCCUCCCGCCUCCUCCGAAUUAAAAAAAGGAAUUG